Scylla paramamosain (green mud crab) is the source of this 3138-nucleotide messenger RNA. RefSeq lists its product as uncharacterized. NCBI's taxonomy places the organism in Eukaryota, Metazoa, Arthropoda, Malacostraca, Decapoda, Portunidae. Bases 164 to 1534 code for a protein of 456 amino acids. The transcript is spliced from 3 exons. The record is from RefSeq and is a predicted model, not a curated record.
CUCUCUCUCUCUCUCUCUCUCUCUCUCUCUCUCUCUCUCUCUCUCUCUCUCUCUCUCUCUCUCCGUGUGUGUGUAUGUGAGAGUCCUUCCUCAGAAUGUGUUAUCAGACACACACACACACACAUUUCCUUCAGUCUGCUUCAAGUCUACGCUGUGUUACACCAUGACCAACAACCCUCACACCACCACCACCAUGACCACCACCAUCACAACGAUCAUCACCAAUGCCUGGCAACAUGGGCAGGAGGAAGAGGAGGUGCAGAUCAGGCAGUUAAUGGUGGUGAGCUACUGGAUACUCCUGCCUGUGUGGCUGGUGGUGGGCGUGACCUUGUCAGCCGUUGGCCUAUACCUCCUCCACAGACCACGAAUGCAAGGCUUGCCAAUCACCACGUACAUGAAGCUGCUGCUAAGCCUGGAUGCGGGAGUUAUGGUGGCCACCAUCGCCACCAUCCUGACACUCAACGGAUGUCACAUCCAUUCUUAUGCCAUGGGACUCUUUGCCCACUUCUCCUUCACGCUGUUCUACAUGUUUCAGACCUUCUGUCACUACAUCAUCGUGUGGGUGUGCUACAACCGCUUCCUGGCACUAUGGUGCUUCAGCCGCUUCCAGCAAACUCAAAAGCCGCAGGUCAUUAGACUUCGCAUAAUCUUCACCGGUGUCUUAUGUGUCUUGGUUAACCUAAGACACCUGCUGGAUGUGCAGGUGGUGUGUAUGGGCACUGCCGGAGAGGUGGAGGCCGCUGCUAACCACACAGAGGACUGCGAGGGGGGCGCCUGGGUUAUUCUGGACAGUCUACACCAGAGCGAGAUGACAGAGGUGUGGCAGAUGGCAGUGUGGAUUGUGCGUGGCAUCCUGGUGAUCGUGAUGCCUGUGUUCCUAGUGCUGGUAUUCAACACAUCCAUCAUAAUCGGUCUGGUGCGCCGCCGUCUGCACAAUGCCGCCUCCACUAGCCGUACGCGGGACCAGGCUUACUCCAGCAUUUAUAUAUCACUGGCUAUCUCCUUCACAUCCAUCACCACUGCCAUGCCUACCGUGGUUCAUGCACUUUUCUUCGCUACCAACAUCAAGCACUGCCAUGGGCCUUUCAGUGAGGAAGUGUUCCGAGCAAUUGCCAACCUCCUCCUGCUGGGGGAGCACCUCACACAUAUCCUCUUCCUGGCCAUCAACCAGACCUUCCGAGACGAACUGAAGAUGCUGUUUCAUGCUACUAAAAGAUCCAUCUCCAAAUCCAUCACCUGCAUGACUCAGACCCCCAUUUCUUCACGCCAGAUGCACCCCUUCACGGUCACUACGAAUGUCAACAUGAAGGAAAGUCCACAAGCCCCCCAACUGGUGGUGUCAGCACCAGAGGAAAAGCCUGACAGAGAAGCGAUUGUACAGAUCGCAGUUCCCACACAAGCCUCACUGAGCGCCUUACUCAUGAAUGCAGAACUACAUGGACAAGACCCACUGAGGAAGACCCGCAAGAAUGAAAAUGAUACCCAGCACUCUGCCAGAACGUCCAUCAUGUCACUGGAGGAUGGGCGCACAUAACACACACACACACACACACACACACACACACACACACACACACACACACACACACACACACACACACACAAAAAAAAAGAGCCAGGUGUUGUUACAGUGACUGGAAAUCUGAUCCCAAAGAAACGCAUUAGCAAAAUUACAGGAGAAACCUUUAACUUAUUGAGAAGAAUAAUGGCUGAUUUUUGCAUAUAUGGAUGAAGAUAUGAUCAAGAAGAUAAUUACAUAAGUGAUUAAACCUAGACUGGAAUAAGCAGCCAUAGUGUGGCCGCCCUACAAGAAAAAGCAUAUAAGGAAGUUGGAAAGAGUUCAGAGAGCAGCAACGAAGAUGGUAUUAAAUAUCAGGGACUUGACAUAUGGAGAGAUUCCAACUUUGAAAAAAAGGAGAGAAAGGGAAGACCUGAUUACGAUAUACAAAGCAUAUGAGGGAGUGGAGAAGGUGGACCAGAAUGACUUGAUAAACUUGAUACUAGAGGACAUGGAAAGAGGCUGAAGAGUACUUGUAGGAGAUGUCAAAAAGUAUAGUUUCCCGUAUAGAACUAUUGAAGUAUGGAACACUGGAUGAGGAGACAGUAAAUGCAAAAAAUAUACAUGGAUCCAAGGCUAAGUUGCAUAUUAAAAGAUAUGGAGAUGGGCAUGAACAUUAGCUCUUUUCCCAUAAAGCACAACUUUUUAUUCUCGGAAGAACAUUUAGGCGUUGGCCGAGAUUCGUUAGCUACUCUGCCACAUCACACAAUUUCUCUUAAAUAUAUCAGUUCGUUUUACUUUCUAUUGAAAUUCAAGUAUUAAAUAUGGAUUAUUUAGCUCAUCAAACCAUGCAGUGCUCUGAAUGGUGUGGGUUUUAGGAUAAUAAAUAAUCUGGAUUUUACAUAAAUAUCACAAUAUUUGACAACAUAACUUUGUGGCGUCAUUUAAGUCGAGCACAAGGGGUGCAUAUCAGUAGAGUCAGGUGACUCAGGUCAGAGAGAGGGGUGGCUCCACCUCUUGAAGGACAUUCCCACAAUGGCAGCAGCUCCCAAGUGCUCACAUGUUCUUCACAGCCGGGAGAAGUAACUUAUUUACAACAAGAAUAAGUAUAAGAAUAAGAGAAGGGCCAAUAGAGGUUCUAUCACUGCACCCUCCAGAGCAAUAGUUCGAACAACCAAAGCCACUAAUGUGAGAGACGACAGUGCGACGAAUCCGCUCUGCCCCAAAUCGAGAUUACGUGAAACAAUUACUACGAACAAAUAAAUUAUAGAAAAAUUAUUCACACAGUAUCAUAAAAUACUGAGAGAGAGAGAGAGAGAGAGAGAGAGAGAGAGAGAGAGAGAGAGAGAGAGAGAGAGAGAGAGAGAGAGAGAGAGAGAGAGAGAGAGAGAGAGAGAGAGAGAGAGAGAGAGAGAGAGAGAGAGGCGGGGGGCGGAUUAGGACGGUCGCCUGUCCUUUCUACCAAAGUGUUAAGCCGAUAAUUAGUUCUGUAGAGAGACGGCAACACAGCUCAUGGGGAAUUUCCCUACUCAGCCAACACCCAAACGUUCUUCCAGGAACAAACACUAUAGGUAAACACACACACACACACACACACACACACACACACACACACACACACACACACACACACACACACA